Molecule: messenger RNA, 4332 nt
Organism: Paralichthys olivaceus (Japanese flounder)
Lineage: Eukaryota; Metazoa; Chordata; Actinopteri; Pleuronectiformes; Paralichthyidae
Source: RefSeq, a predicted model, not a curated record
AAAAGCGCUCGGCGGGCGGAGCAGCAGCAGCAGAGGAGGGCGGGUCGAGUGGAGAGAGGAGCAGCAGGAAUGUGACAUGAGGUGAAAGCUGAGGCGGAGACACACCUGGGAACUUUAAAAAAAACAAAAAACACGCAACCGUGACAAGUGGCCUCGACCCGGGCACGAGCCGAGUGUGAGCCGCGGAGAGAAGAAGAUGUUCACCACGGAGCGCAGGAGGAUGAGCAGGCGCAUGAGUCUGCAUGAGGUGAAGAGGAAGGAUCCGGUGCGUGUGUCCGCUGGAAGUUUCUGGCAGGACUCUCUGGCGAUGGAGCUGAGCUCCAGCGGCGCCUGUAAACAGCUCGUGUCCCCGCGGAGCCGCACCAGAGAGGUGUCCGUGGCGUACAUCGUGAACGAGGACGCGUCGGUGCCGCAGACGGAGGAGAACUUGUCCCUCACGUGUCUGAAGGAAGCCUGCGCGGACGCACACGCCGCGUUAAAGACCAUCUCGUUUGAGCGGAUCGCUCUGGGGACCACCGACAUCCUGGAUAGUUUCUACAACGCAGACGUAGCGGUGGUGGAGAUGAGCGACUCGUUCUGUCAGCCCUCCCUCUUCUAUCACCUGGGAGUGAGGGAAAGUUUCAGUAUGACCAACAACAUCAUUCUGUACUGUUACAAACAAGACAGCGACCUGCAGGCCCUCAAGGAGCAGUGUGGAAGUUACACAUUCAUCCCUUAUUUAGUUUCACCUCAAGGUAAAGUGUUCGCCUGUGAUGCCACGAUAAUGACCGGCAUCAAAGAGCUGAUGCAGCCGAUUUUCCAGCUGGAGCCUUUACUUGAGCCGCUGGUGGAGAGGCUGGUGCAUCUGCUGAGCAACAUUCACAUUCAGUCCAGUGAGUACUUCCGGGAGUCGAUCAGGCACGAGAUCCGUAUGGCACGGGAGCGGUUCAGCGGCCAGGCCCUGAGCGACGAGCUGAGCAACAUACAGAAACGCCUGGACAGUGUAGAGCUGCUCACCCCUGAUAUAGUUAUGAACCUGAUAUUGUCCUACAGGGACGUCCAGGGCUACGAUGCCAUCAUCAAUCUGGUGGAGACUCUGAAAGACCUGCCCUUGUGUGUGGUGGCCAGACAUCAGAAUAUCCAGUUUCACUACAUAUUUGCCCUCAGCAGGAGGAAUCACCCUGGAGAUCGCGCCAAGGCUCUGAAGGCCAUUCUGCCCAUGGUUGAGUCGGGGGGCAAGGUGGCAUCCGAUGUCUACUGCCUGUGUGGACGCAUCUACAAAGACAUAUUCAUGAGCUCUGCAUUCACAGAUCAGAGCAACAGGGACCAGGCGUGCUAUUGGUAUGGAAGAGCUUUCGAGAUGGAGCCAACUCUUCACUCGGGCAUUAACAACGUGGUCCUCCUGAUGGCAGCCGGCCACGAGUUUGACACGUCUAUCGAGCUGCGUAAAAUAGGUGUGACGUUAAGCAACCUGCUUGGUCGGAAGGGGAGCUUGGAGAUGAUGAGGGACUACUGGGACGUCGGCUUCUACCUCGGAGCCAACAUCUUAGUUAACGAACACAGGAAAGUCAUCGAGGCCUCUGAGAAGCUCUACAGGCUCAAGGCUCCGAUAUGGUACGUGGCAUCCAUUAUGGAGACGUUCAUCUUGUAUCGUCAAUUUGCCAAACUGCCGGAGGUGAGAGCUCCUAAACAGGAUACUGUGGACUUCUGGAUGGAGCUGCUAUUACAGACCUGUAAACCCACGGUCUCCACAGACCGCUGCCCGGUGCUGAUUCUGGAGCCCAGUAAAGUCCUGCAACCAGCUAUUGUGUGCGUGAGUGAGGAAGAUGAAAGUCGUACUGUCCAGUUGAAACACGUCACACCCUUAAAGAAAGGCUUACACCAGUGGACUUUCCCAGCCUCUGCAAUCCGCGGAGUGAGUGCUUCAAAGAUUGACGAGCGGAGCUGCUUCCUGUACGUCCACUACAACUCUGACGACUUCCAGCUCUGCUUCCCCUCUGAGCUUCACUGCGAAGGUUUCUGCGAGCUGGUGAACUCUCUGCUCCAGCAGGCUGAAGACUCUGCUCAGCAGUUGGAUCAUCCGACUGAAGGAAUACUCGAGUACAUCUAUGAGACCAAUGAGAGCGGGGACAAGGUGGUUCUGGGUAAAGGGACGUACGGUGUGGUCUACGCUGGGAGGGACCUGAGCAAUCAAGUACGCAUCGCCAUCAAAGAGAUCCCUGAGAAGGACAGCACGUACGAGACACAUCAUCUUUCACUCUGGCAUAUGGAAAUGAUUGAGAGAACUCUUCAGUACAUGGCCCCAGAGAUUAUAGACCAGGGGCCUCGGGGUUAUGGGAAGCCGGCUGACAUCUGGUCCCUCGGCUGCACUAUUAUAGAAAUGGCAACAGGCAAAACACCCUUUCAUGAGCUGGGAAGUCCUCAGGCAGCCAUGUUCAAGGUUGGCAUGUUUAAGAUCCACCCAAAGGUUCCAGAGUGCAUGUCGGACGAGGCCAAAAGCUUCAUCAUGAACUGUUUCGAUCCAAACCCAGACGACAGAGCCACGGCUGCGGAGCUGCUGGUGGACUCCUUCCUCAGGUCGUCACCCAGGAAGAAGGCCAAGGCUCCGCAGGAAGCCGAACCCAAAGACUCCCUUUCUUCUGACUAUCAGCGCAGCCUGUCUGUGCCCAUCUCCAUCCUGGUGGAGGACACUGAUUCAUACUCCGGUUCUAUCGACCUGUCCUGUUCCCUUGACCUCCGGAGGACCCAGUUCACCCUCAGAGCGCACGAGGUCUCCGAUAGCCCACCCAGCACCAGCAGCUUCCUGUCAAUACCAGAGGACUCUCCAUUAGACAUGUGCAGUCCUGCCUCAACCGGGGAGAAUAUUGGUCUUUUCAUGCUGAGGAAGGACAGUGAGAGGAGAGCAACUCUGCACCGAGUUCUCAACGACUACAUCGGUCACGUCAUCAAUAAUAUACAGGAGUCAGUGCCUCAGUGUGGAAAGGGGUCAUCGUUCACUGCAGACCACAUCACCAAGCUCAUUGUUUGCUUGCGAGACAACAUCCACUCCCCGGACAGGAAGCAGCUGACCAGUGGUUUGUUGGACCUCAAAGCCAUGCUGCUUGCUGCCACAGUACCUCUGAACAGCCUGCAGGCGGUGCUGUUCAGCUUCCAAGAUGCAGUGAAGAAGGUGCUGAAGCAACAGCAGGUGAAACCUCACUGGAUGUUUGCUCUGGACAAUCUCCUGAGACAGGCGGUGCAGGACUCCAUCAGUGUGCUCCUACCGGAGCUGAAACUCCAGCUGCAGUCCUCAUUUGAGAACGAGGACAGCACUGUUGAGGAGCUGGCUGCUGAACCCAGCACUCCUGUAGUUCUCGUGCCUGGCGAGCUGGAGAUGCUAGCAGACCAGGAGGAAACCGAAGCGAUAAACGACAUCACGCCCACUGCUGACCCCCACUCUCUUACAGACCUGGUCCUCAGCACCAGCUGUCCCCUCAGCGAGAAACUCAGAGACCUGCGACUCGAGACCAAAAGACUGCUGAGUCAGCUUAGUGAGAAGGAGACAGAGUACCAGGAUCUGCUCAGGAACUCAGUCCAGGGGAAACAGGAACAGAUAGAUGCACUGAGGAAAGCAGCCAUCACUGACGGUGGCGAAUCGGCUUCACAGAAAAUACAUCAUCCAGAGAUGAAGGCGUUGGUGUGUUGGCUCAAGUCUGUCCCUGUAGAUCAAGAUACCAUUGAUAAGUUGCUCUCCCACAAGUUCACCUUGGACUGUCUCCUCCACUUGGCCUCCAGGGACGAUUUGAUGUAUUGUGGAAUAAGAGGAGGCAUGCUGUGUCGACUCUGGGCCGCCAUCACACUUCACAGAAAGACCCAGCUCAGCGAACACAACGAGGACAGCGAGGACACUCUCCUUUAAUGGACGCUGAUGUUGUACAUCAAAGGUCAGAUUUAUCGACAGGCCGGUCCUGUGUUGUUAUCUGGAGGAAGAGAAGCAGUGGUGAACACAAUUGAUGCUCAGCUGAAUAGAUUUUGAACCUCGUGAAUGUAUAAUUUUGUACAAAUACUGAUUGCCAGUUUUUGUGUGUGUACAAAUAUCUGGACCCAGUAGCGUGCUAGCAUUUCUUUUUAACACUUUCUCAGGGCUUUGGCAAGUGGGACAAAUAUAAUUAUACCUUCAUAACAAUGCUAUGUUAUAGCGUAUUGAUUUAUGUGCAAAGAAGCUCAAGAUUACUUCAAAGAUGCCUCCUCAUGAGGCUGUUUUACAGAAAACUUAGCAGGACCUAAGUUAUUAAGGGUAUUCUGUAUUUAAACUGCAUUGUUUUUACUAUAAAUCCUGUUAAAUCUCCUCAAAUAAUAAACAGGAACACUGGA